UAUAUGGUCAUGAUGUGAUGUUAUCUUGACCAUAUUUAGGCAUGUCACAUUUUUUUUUUAUCAAAUACAGUUUGAAAUUCUGGACAGGGCUUAACUUUAUAUUUUAAGUGUACUUGCUAAUGCUAAUGAAAAUACUUUGACUAAUGCCAACAACGUACUUUUAAAACUUUUCGUCUAUAUAUUCAAGAACCACUUACAGUAAUUAACAUAGUUUCUGAAUUUAAAGGCAGCUAGCUGUGGAUGUGAGUGUAGCUGUUGCAUACAUCACCUUUGCUUUGACUACUGGGACUGGUGCAGCAUUUUGUGCUGUGCGAGCAGACCCACUGGGGCUGAUUAUUUUGUGGUUAAUUUAUUUUAUCUGAGGGUAUGAUAAUGUAUUUUCAAAUAGGCGUUUAUAGGUAUUGUUAUGAAUUGCUGUACUAAUGAUGUACCAAUAAAAAUUAUGCAAUAUAUAUUAAUGCAUGAAUUCAAGAUACCUUUACCAUAAUAUUAGGUAAAUAAUAUGGUGAGCCGUACUAGUCUUAACAGUAAUCAAACAAUAAGAAAAUGGUAGCACUUUAUAGACUAGUUGAAAUAUGUAUUGUCACAAGCUAGAUAGGGAAAUUUGUGAACAGAAAAUAAUUAAUCAAAUUGACUGUGUUAACUUGGGUUUAAACAAAGACUAUGGCUUUCUUGCCCACUACAGGGAAUGAUUUCAUUGUUAUGUUAAUACCUCCAUUGUUUCUAUUACUUGCCUUUUGUUUUAGACCUUUAAUAUUUGAUUGCAUGUUGCUCCUCUUAUCAUUCACCUGAAGAAGUGUACUGUGUACACGAAAGCUUGUGACAAUACAUAAUAUUAGGAUUAUCAUUAUUCUUGCAAAAUACAGUAAGCCUGUGCAUAUAUUUAAAGCUAAAUGAGUUAUUCAGCUGUUUGAGGGGGUGUCAACUCUGGAAAAAAAAAAUAAUAUCCAUUUAGUCUUGACACCAUGUGUAUAAACUAGCUAGUUCUGAUUAUUUUUCCAAAUAUGGGUGUGAUAACCAUGCCCAUAUAUGGGCAAAUAUAAGUUUGGCACAAAAUAUGAUAGUAUGGACAAAAUUUGGGUAACUUGCGAGCAUAUACACAUGACACAUAUAUUUUAUAUAAUUUUUAAAAAUUUGCUACAGAUUUCCUAUUCAAUGUGUUGUUAUUCUGACAAAUGCCACCAAAUUUAUGAAAUGUUCACAUGCACUAUGAACCAUGACACUCUUUUUGGCUAUUGUGUAGAUAUGGGCAAGGUUAUAUUAUGUUUACUUAGUAAUGGGAUCCAAUAAAAAUCCACAUAGCAUACUAGUACAGAUAUACUUUGUGCCUUUUGAAUAACCAUUGUACAUGGGCCUACGAUACUAUGACAAGACUUAUAUAGCUCCAUAGGUUCAACCCCAAGGUAAUGUGUGAACAUGUAAAAAAAAAGCUAGUGGAUCCACUGAGAAGCGGUCUUAAAAAGGUCAAGUGUCAUACUACUGCUGGUAUAAAAUUGGAAUGAUUAAAUAUGAUUAGCCUCCUGAUGAACAGGGCAUGUUUAUUUGGCCUCGAUGGUGAUGACUUAAUUCCUCCCUCAUUCAGUCCAUGCUUAUUCUAACAGAUGCUUGAUUUCCUGUAUUUCUGCUGACUGAUUUCCUGCAAUAAACUUCUUUAUAUAUCUUUUGGAACUCAGUGGUAUUUUGUACAGCGUUUUUGAUGUUUUGAAGUUGGACUGUUUCAUUACCUGGUGGUUAAUCGUUGCUAAAAUGCAGUUUAUUUUGAUAAUUUUCACCUUAUUUUUUAAGGUUUCACUGAUAAGUUCUCAUCCACAAUGUCUUGAUUUUUACCCACCAUUUGAAAAUAGUGAAGAUUUAACAUUUUGCUCAAUGUACUAUGAACUUUCCUGCUGUACUGUUGAACGCGACAAUGAGCUUUAUGACGAGUACCUUGCGAUUACGCGAAAAAUGAGCGAUGAAAAUCCAUCCUAUUGCGUUGAUUAUAUCCGGGAUAUCUUAUGUCAGGAAUGUUCUCCGUACGCUGCCCACCUGUAUGAUUCCGAAACAACUGGAACAAUACGCCCUUUACCGGGACUAUGUAAUCACUAUUGUAUUUAUUUUCACAGUCUGUGUUCAAAUGUUAUUCCAUUAUUAACUGAAGAUUCUCAUCUACGAAAAAUGGGAAAAAGAGGAAGUGUUGAAUUUUGCGAUGCCGUAGAAAUACCCGAUAUGGACUAUUGCUACCCUAAUAUAUUGGAUAAUGCAGACUUGAACUCCGAACUCGAUAGAGCAUUAGGAGGAAUAGGGGAUGGUUGCCUGUGCCUUGAGGAAUUUGCAAAUGGACUUCGGAAUCCUGUUCUUGCUGUUCAUGCAAAUGAUAGCACUCACAGACUUUAUGUAGCAGAGCAACUUGGGAUCAUCCAUGUGUACCUUAGAAAUGGGUCCAGAAUCGACAAACCAUUUCUUGAUCUCAGAAAGGCGGUUCUGACAUCAACAAGAAGAGGUGAUGAGAGGGGUCUCCUGGGAUUAGCUUUCCAUCCAAACUAUAAAGAAAAUAAUCGUCUGUUCGUAUUCUACACUACAACAGAUGAAGAAACGGACACUGAUACUGUACGCGUUAGUGAAUUCUCCACAAAGGUAAAUAACGGUAACAGGGUGGACACUAAAUCCGAAAAGGUGAUACUCCAAGUGGUCGAACCAGCAGCCAAUCACAAUGGGGGUCAGAUGUUAUUUGGUACUGACGGUUAUUUAUACGUUUCUAUAGGUGAUGGUGGGAAAGCUGGAGAUCCUUUUGGCAAAUAUGGAAAUGCACAAAACAUGACAAAUUUAUUAGGUAAGAUCUUAAGAAUUGAUGUUGAUUCCGAAGAUGAUGGUAAAAAUUACGCUAUCCCUCCAACAAAUCCAUUUGUUUACCGCAAUAAAAAUAGGACCAGACAUGAAAUAUAUGCAUAUGGUGUCCGUAACAUGUGGAGAUGUGGUAUGGAUGCAGGGGAUCUGGAAACUGGUGAAGGGAGAGGACGCAUCAUAUGCGGUGAUGUUGGACAAUCUGCUUACGAAGAGGUCGACAUCAUCAUCAGUGGUGGGAAUUACGGGUGGCGUGCAAAGGAGGGUUUUGAGUGUUACGAUGAGGAAAUGUGUGAUGAUCCACAGUGGCUUGUGGACGAAGUUCUUCCAAUUCAUGCCUAUCCUCAUACGGUUGGUAAAUCCGUGAUUGGUGGACACAUCUAUCGAGGUUGUUUGUUUCCUAAUAUGAAUGGACACUAUAUAUAUGGAGAUUUCAUGAAUGGGCGGUUGUUCAAAUUGGUUGAGAAUAAUGGAACAUGGGAGAACAGUGACAUAUGUUUGGGAGAUUCAAUUCAUUGUUACUCUCCUGGGCUGGAUUUUUUAGGAAGUAAUGAAGUUAUUAAGCUGUCAUUCCUGAGGCGGAAUCCAUCUGAAUGUCCGAUAAAUGAGGAAGGAUUCCCAAUUAAAGGGACAAUUACACCAUUUACUCCAAGUAAACCAAAACCCCAAUAUAUCACCUGCAUGUCUGAUGGUAGUAGCAUGGGCUUUUCACAUCGUAAUAUUAAACUGGUCCAUCUUCACCGUCCAGGAAUCACUACCUGUCCGAAGACUUGCAACACACCGCUGAUGACCAAUGUUACCUACUGCAGAAGUUCAUUUGCCAUUGUUGUACAAAUCCAGAAAGUAUCGGUGUUCAACCGGUACAAAGAAAUAAAAGUGUUGGUCCCAUACCUGUAUCGCCUAGACAAAGGGGUUCGUAGACCAGACUACGAAGACACAUUAAUAGCAUAUGGACGUUCCAGAAAAUGUCCCUGCCCAAAUUUUCAAGUUGGAAUGACUUACAUUAUCACAGGUCGGUAUGAGAGGAGUACAAAGGAGUUUGUUGUCUCAGAACUGUCUGUCGUACAGCGUUGGUAUUGGUACUGGAAUAUCCAACUCUAUGCCUAUCUCAAUACAUGUAAUAAGGCGAGUUCAUUACAAUGGGAAGAUAAUGAAAACUAAUGCCUUAUAAAUGCCUCUUAUUCACUAGCUAAAAUUACUCUGUCGUACAAUGUUGAGAUAAUUCUAAUUUAAUUUUUAAUGUAGUAUUGAAAAUUGUUAUUAGCAUAGUUUACCGUAUUAAAAUGCUUUUUAUGCAUACUGUGUAUAGAAGAAAAUCGUUUGUAAAGCCGACAUCUAAGUGCGAAACUAGAUUAACAAUAAAUAUUAAUAAUAUAGAAUUUUAUUAAAAAUACACUUUUGUUAAACUUCAUAUUAAGUUAUUCUUCGAAAUUUGCGAACUUGUCUGUCUUGUUUAAUAAAACUUUUUCCUCAAUUUAUAAAA
Anneissia japonica is the source of this 4303-nucleotide messenger RNA. RefSeq names its product HHIP-like protein 2. The record is from RefSeq and is a predicted model, not a curated record. The transcript is spliced from 8 exons. The coding region runs from base 1747 to 3981 and encodes 744 amino acids. Gene Ontology annotation, molecular function: protein binding. NCBI's taxonomy places the organism in Eukaryota, Metazoa, Echinodermata, Crinoidea, Comatulida, Comatulidae.